CCAAUCCCAACACCCAGGAUGGGGUCGUUCCCUGUCGGCGGGGGAAUCGCACCCGAAAACGCACUCGAUGCUCUGCUAGACGAGUUAAAGACAUUUUCAAAGCCAAUUGCCCAACAACAACAGCAGCAGCAGCAGUUGCAGCAGCAACAACAAAUGCAGCAACAGCAGCAACAACAACAACAAAAGCCACCAUUUGAGGUACGCCCUGAAGAUUCGACAUCUGAUGAAAGUGCUCAGGCAGCGAUACAGAGCACCGUCACCACGCAAAUAUCUCAGGCACGCCUGCUGACAGAGGCGAACGUCGUCAAUAUGCAACAGGCGACCACCAACAGCAUGGUCAUGGCCGUUUCUAGCGGGGCAACAACGCAUUUGUCGCGUGGUGCAUUGACCCAUCAGCAGUCGCAACAGCAGCUGAUGGUGCAUACCAACAUAGGAAGCUUGCGACGCCUGCAUUCAUUUCCCAGCGAAUCUGACAACGAGCUUCCACCCCCACUCGCUAACGGUGGAGGUGGUGGUGGUGGUGGCGGCGGCGGUGGUGUUGGUGUUGGUGGUGUCAACGUCAGCAGCAACAACAAUAAACCACCAGUGCCCGAACGCAAUGCCGAUUUGAUAACAAGAGUAGGUCACAAGCGCAUACCGCCACCACCGCCGCCGCGUACCAGCUCACGUAGUCCACUGGCCAGUCCGACAAGCCCGAAUAUGCCACAAAACAUAGCCGCUGCCACAGCCGGUGCUGCUACCGCCGCCGCUGCCAACAUGGUUGACAAUAAUAUGAUGAGCAUCGAGACUAUCGUCAUCGGUAGUGGUGACACUUCAAGCGGCGACAACUCCAGUGGCAAUGAGUCUGGCAACGAUCACGCGCAGCGGCAGGUGGCACUUGAGAUGCGCCACCAGGAGUUAUUGAAGAAACAAAAGCUAUUGCAGGAGCAAUACCAACGCUUACAGCAAAUGAGCAAGAUACCUUCGGUUGACAUAUCCGGGCCCCCGCAUCCCGGCAACGAAUCGAAUAUACAGCAGAAAAUAGCCGCAAUCAAUUUGUUGGCCUGUGAAUCCAUGGGCAGUGAUCCGGCUGCAGCAGCGGCGGCGGCAGGAGCUGCUGAGAAUGCAGCGGGUACAAAUGGUGUAUUGAACAGUGAUGCUACGGGUGGUGUGGUUGGCGGCGUUGUUGGUGGUGGUACAAAUGCAGGAGCUGCUGCUACUGCUACUGCUGCUGUUGCUGCUGCUGCAAACACCGCAAUGACCACCAAACAGGUGUACGAGACGGAGAUCCUCUAACACAAUUGGAAAUUGGCGUGGAGCGAAACGAAAAUUGAUAUUUAACUGUAGCAUCUUCUCUGUCAUAUGCAUGAAUUUCAGCUCUGAUCUGUAUUACACUCUUUCUCUUUUCAAUCCUUCUCUCUCUCUCUCUCUCUCUCUCUCUCUCUCUCUCUUUCUCACACACUCUAUAUGUCAUCCUCGCCCAACACAGACAUCAGACGAAUUACAUACGAAGACUAAAAGCCUUCGGCUCUGUAGCACUUGAAUAAUAGGAUUGUUAAGAAUGUUAAGCAACUAAGACGUACUCCCAUACGUGUUAAAUCUAAAUGUCUUAUAUAUAUUCCAUAAUACGUU
Drosophila navojoa is the source of this 1611-nucleotide messenger RNA. RefSeq names its product coiled-coil domain-containing protein CG32809. Gene Ontology annotation, cellular component: cytoplasm. The record is from RefSeq and is a predicted model, not a curated record. NCBI's taxonomy places the organism in Eukaryota, Metazoa, Arthropoda, Insecta, Diptera, Drosophilidae.